AGGUAAGUAACGCUGCGAAUAGGUAUCUAUCGCAGCCACUUGAUCUUGCCUUAUCUUUGCUGAUAGUAGGAUGUCAACAGUGCAACAUUAACUCUUCCUCAAUCAACUCACGAUUUAAACGGCUAUCAUUUCGGACCCAGGGCCAUUGUCAGCAAUCAGCAAGAACUCACUCUUUUUCAAGCGCAUUUUGACGACUUCGGCCGUCAAUUUUCUCAAGGCUUCCGAUCGUUCGCACCAACCACCACCUCUCAAGAUGUCUUCCCAAUCCCCCAUUCCCCUCUCGCUCUCCAUCUCCCAACCUUCGCCCUCCCUCUCUCCGCCCACCGUCCUUCUCACCCUCGCCAACACCUCCCCCGACGUCCCCGUUACCCUGCUCACCUGGUCCUCCCCUCUCGACUCCCUCGCCCUCCAGCUCGGCCUCAUCCAAGUCUCCUCCCCCUCCAACCCUGACAACAAAAUCGACUUCCCUCAGCUGAUGAUCAACCGCGCCAUGCCUCCGCCCGAGGAUGCGCUGGUCACUUUGGGUCCCGGAGAAGAGAAGAGUCAGGAGGUGGUGUUGAGGGAGCCGAUUGUCGAUGGAGAUAAACUCAAGGAGUUGGCGGAGGAGGGAAAGGUGGGGGUUAGGGUUGUAUGUGGGAAGGACAAGGAGGAGGAGGAGGAGAGCGGGGUCGUGGUUUGGGUGGGGAAGAAGAGGGAGGAAGUUAGUCCUGAGGAGGUUGAGAUGCUGGGAAGAGGAAAGGAGGCCAAGAGGUGGAAGGUUGAGAGUGAGGUUUUUGGGAUGAAGGUUGAUGGGGCGUGAUGGGUUUGUUGGUGUUGCACUUUCGAAAGGAAGAAGAAAAGGAAAGGAAAAG
Messenger RNA from Neurospora hispaniola, 851 nucleotides. RefSeq lists its product as uncharacterized. The transcript has a single exon. Bases 254 to 799 code for a protein of 181 amino acids. NCBI's taxonomy places the organism in Eukaryota, Fungi, Ascomycota, Sordariomycetes, Sordariales, Sordariaceae. The record is from RefSeq and is a predicted model, not a curated record.